This is a messenger RNA of Aricia agestis (brown argus), 1226 nucleotides long. RefSeq names its product gastrula zinc finger protein XlCGF8.2DB-like. Gene Ontology annotation, molecular function: RNA polymerase II cis-regulatory region sequence-specific DNA binding; DNA-binding transcription factor activity. NCBI's taxonomy places the organism in Eukaryota, Metazoa, Arthropoda, Insecta, Lepidoptera, Lycaenidae. Gene Ontology annotation, biological process: regulation of transcription by RNA polymerase II. The coding region runs from base 150 to 1025 and encodes 291 amino acids. The record is from RefSeq and is a predicted model, not a curated record. The transcript has 2 exons.
CUGUCACCUAUCAAUUAUCAUGCACAUAAAAACACUUUCGUUUUGUUGUUAGCAGUUGCAGUAAGAUAAAAGAUAAAAAAAAACUAGAAACUGCUUAAAGAUAAAAGAUCUAUAAUUUUGUAAAAGUACGCACUAAUGUUUGUGUGUUGAUGUCUCUCUUAUCUUUCUCCGCCUUCGCUUGUACGUCAACAAUGGAAGUUGUCAAAAGGAGAAAAAGCGACCAAGAAAAUGAAGAUAUAAAACCAUUGAUAAAAGCUCACCCUCUUUGUACGACUAAUGUGGUUUUCAUUAAAACGGAAGACGGUGUAACAACACAAGUAAAAGAGGAGGUCAUAGUGUUCUCGUGUGCCGAAAUAAACGAUAUAAGUGAAGGCAGAGGCCGCCCUAAGAAUAAGAUCAAACUUCCCGAUUGUGUCGAAUACAACAGUGAUGAAGACAAAUGUUACCACUGUAAAGUUUGUAACUACAAAUGUGCCGAGCGCAGUAGCAUGAUCAAACAUGUGCGGAUACACACUGGCGAAAAACCUUUCCAAUGCACCAAAUGUACAUACAGAUGUACAGAGAAAGGAAGUUUAGUUAAACAUGAGCGUAUUCACACAGGAGAGAAGCCUUUCAUUUGUAGCAUUUGCGAAUACCGGUGCUCGGAGCGUGGAAGUUUAAUCAAGCACAUACGUAUCCACACGGGCGAGAAGCCUUACGCCUGCUCCAAUUGCGAGUACAGGUGCACCGAAAAAGGAAGCUUAACAAAGCAUAUGCGAAUCCACACAGGAGAAAGACCAUUUGCAUGUGAAUUCUGCGAUUACAGAUGCACGGAAAAGGGCAGUUUAACUAAACACAUCAGGAUUCACACGGGAGAGAAACCAUACUCCUGUCCGGUCUGCAGUUACAAGUGUAAUGAUAAAUGCGCAUUGAACAAACACCUCCGUUCACACUCAUCGCACCCAACUUACUACUGCAGCUUGUGUGAUUACACGUGUAGUCAUGAUAAGGUCUUAAUGAAACACCUUGAAAAUCAUUCAGAUUGAAACUUUUCAUUGUUUAAUUAUGUUAAAUGAAUGAUUGAAAAUACUUAUAUGUUUUAUGCAUUUUUUUAGUUCCAGUUCACAAAAGUAUUUUCCUUUUAAUCCACUCAUGAUUGGAUCAUACAUUUGGAUCAAAAGGAGUCUUUAAUUCAUGUCCUAAGCGGCCGCAUCUGUCCGCGAUAACAAUAGAUAAGCUAUUGUGUC